Messenger RNA from Kwoniella botswanensis, 1734 nucleotides. RefSeq lists its product as uncharacterized. Gene Ontology annotation, molecular function: nucleobase transmembrane transporter activity. Gene Ontology annotation, cellular component: plasma membrane. Lineage: Eukaryota; Fungi; Basidiomycota; Tremellomycetes; Tremellales; Cryptococcaceae. The transcript has 10 exons. The coding region runs from base 1 to 1734 and encodes 577 amino acids. The record is from RefSeq and is a predicted model, not a curated record. Gene Ontology annotation, biological process: nucleobase transport; transmembrane transport.
AUGGGCUUUCAGUUUAAAAUUCCAAAAUUCCAAUUAGAAGUUCCCGGUUCGGAGGGACGUGAGAAAUCGUUAGAGAAUGAUGAUUUGUUACCUAUCCCUUUGGAAAGACGGACAUGGACCUUCUGGACAUUCAAUAUAUUUUGGUUCUCUGCAGUUGGAACGGUUGCGAAUUGGUUAGGAGGAGGAACUUUCUUAACCUACGGUAUAUCAGUAUGGGAUGGUAUUCUCUGUAAUUUCUUUGGAUACCUCUUAAUCUCUUUGUUUAUGGUAGUCAACGGUAGAGCAGGAUCAGUGUACCACAUCGGUUUCCCAGUCUACUGUCGAUCGUCAUUCGGGAUCUACGGAUCCCUCUGGCCAGUCUUCAAUCGUGCCCUAUCAGCGUGCGUAUGGAACGGGGUCAACACCGUGACAGGCGGUCAAUGUAUCUACAUCUUCCUCCACACAAUCUUUCCCUCCAUCGCCAAAUUGCCUAAUCACAUGCCUAGUAAUAGCGCAUUAGAUUCAGCUCAGAUGAUCGGAUUCUUCUUAUUUUGGUUCUUCACCUGUACCGCCCUAUUCCUUUCGGUUCCCAAAUGGAAGAUCCUCAUUCACAUCAAAUUAGUCGCCUACGUAUUGAGUUGUAUAGGUAUGCUUGCCCUGGCCUUAAAGACGUCCGGAGGAGUGGGGGAUACGUUAACACAAGGAUCGAAAGUGCACGGAUCGGAAAGAGCUUGGUUGAUCGUUAGAUUCACACUUUUGAGUGCAGCUGGGUGCAGUACUUUCGCUAGUAAUGCUAGUGAUUGGCAGAGAAAUGCGACUCAUAGGAAAGAUCCUGUCAUUGGACAGAUAUUUGGUUUCCCAAUGUCAAAUUUCAUCACCACAUUGGUCGGUAUGAUAGUCGCUGCUUCCUCGGAGAAAGCAUACGGCACCUUGAUCUGGAACCCCUUAACUUACCUCGAUCGAAUCCUCACCGAAAACUAUACCCCUACGGUACGAUGCGGAGCAGCUUUCAUUUCAUUCGGAUUCAUCUACUCUGCAUUGUUCUCUUGCGUAUUCGAAAAUGUCUUGCCGGCAGGGAACGACAUUUCAUCUUUGUUACCUCGAUAUAUCUCUAUGAAGAGGGCUUUCGCAAUUUGUAUGAUCGUGACUAUCGUCAUAAAUCCUUGGUACCUCCUUGGUUCAGCUAGUAUCUUCAUUUCGUUCAUUUCCUCAUAUCAAAUCUUCCUGUUCAGCAUCAUUGGUGUCCUUCUGGUCGAUUACUACAUCUUAUCAAAAGGUAGAUUAGACUUAGCAUGGUUAUACACUGCUAACAAAGAAGGACCAUACUGGUACACUUACGGUUGUAAUUGGAGAGCAUUCGUGGCUUACGUUGUCGGAGCAGGCGUCAACUUCGCUGGAUUCCUCAAUAACAUGGGUGUCAAAGGCUUUUCGACCGGAGUGAUCCGUUCAUUCUACUUCGCAUUCAUCACUACGGGAUGUGCGGCCGGAUUGACCUAUUAUCUAUUGGCAACUAUAUUCCCACAACCCAACUACAAGAUCAACAAAGGGACCAAGUUCAGGGAAUGGACUGAGGAGGAAGUCGAACUUUACGUAGCAGGUAGCGAAUGGAGGGAAAAGGGGGAAAUGCCACCUGUCAUUGGCCGAGGGGAUUCAACGCCUGAACUUGGUCCUGUAUAUGGAUCGGGAGUGGUAGAAGAUGUUGAUGAGAAGAAGAUUGAAGGCGUAUCUACGGCGGUGUUAGAGGCGAGAAAUUAG